Molecule: messenger RNA, 987 nt
Organism: Anguilla anguilla (European eel)
Lineage: Eukaryota; Metazoa; Chordata; Actinopteri; Anguilliformes; Anguillidae
Gene: cmc2
Product: C-x(9)-C motif containing 2
Exons: 5
Coding region: 375-620 (81 amino acids)
Cellular component (GO): mitochondrion
Source: RefSeq, a predicted model, not a curated record
CAUAAAUGUAGACCUCUAUGUGAAAAAUAUUAAUGUCCCUUUGGAAUAAUUAAGGACAAAUGUUACACUUUAAUAUUUUUGUUUAACUACUAGGACUAUAUGGAGAUAUCAGAACGUGGAAAAACAUCUGGAUUUAAGUGCAUAUAAUACUUUUAUUUUGACACCCACAGUCCUUGCAGACACCAGAAGUAAAAAAAACCUACUCGUUUAAGUUUUGUGAAAAUAGCACAGAACUGUUCCAGAUCGUCUUCCGUUGGCCAGUAUUAGAUCUUUUGUUGCAAAAUUGAGUUGGCUUACUGGCCGUUUUCAUCAGGACUACUCAGAUGAUUCCAUUAUUUGUCUGUACUAUUGGAGAGAUAGGACCUUAACCCAGGAUGCACCCAGACCUUUCUCCGCAUUUGCACACGGAUGAAUGCAAUGAGCUGAUCACGCUACUGAAACAAUGUCACAAGGAGCACAACGUCCUCAGGUUCUUUGGGACUUGUAACGAUUUUGACCGAGCCAUGCGGCAGUGCCUGAAGAAAGAGUACCAGGUGAAGAGGCAGCAGAGCUGGGAGCAUGCGCAGGAGAUGAAGCAGAGGAUAAAACUGGGCCCUAAGGAUGGGACUAAUAAAGACUGAGUCACCUUCAGAACAACAGAACUUCAAAGCACCAGAGGGUGCUCAUGGGCACUCACAGAAAAGCUUAACUGGAUUUUAAAUGUUUCUUUUGAGGAUCUGCUCAGUAAAAUAUGAAAGAAUUAAGUUUUGAAGACUUUGAAAGAGGUUCCUCUCCUUAGACCAGAGUCUCUGAACUGGAACUCUUCACUAGAGCUGUUCUGAAGGUUCAUCCUGCAGUGGGCCAUGUGGCGGUCUGACAGUUUGAACGCACAAGACACCUUUCCUGCUUUCAUGGUGUAUUUAAAAAAAACAUCAUUUAAAUCACAUAUUCAGAUGUUGUGAAUAAAAAAAUGAAAUAAAAUUACUUAUCUACACAGCCUUCUUGAAU